Molecule: messenger RNA, 5965 nt
Organism: Phoenix dactylifera (date palm)
Lineage: Eukaryota; Viridiplantae; Streptophyta; Magnoliopsida; Arecales; Arecaceae
Source: RefSeq, a predicted model, not a curated record
CUCUUUUCGUAAGAGCCGGACACAAAGUACACUUCUCAAGGCCCAAACUCUCCGCAAACUUCCUACGCUUCCUCCCUUUCCCUCUCCCACGCCAAUCUCCCACUCCUAAGGGAGAGAAAAGGUCGCACCUUUCCAACCCCAAAACCCUCCCCAAUCCCUCCUCACUCUCUCUCCCUCCUUCGAUCUUGAAACCCAUCCUUAAUCCCAAGAAAUGGUCUCUCUUCCCCUUCUCCCCUUGUCUAAACCCCAUCUAAAACCCAACUAGAAAUUCCUUGUCCCCUGUCCCUGAAACCCAAAUUUUCCUUUUGUCUUGAUCUCUUUUUCUUCCCUUUCCUAAGAUUCUGUCGGUAUCUACUAGCCCUUGUUCUGGAGUGAUCUGAGACAUGGGUUUUGGUUUUCUGGAAGUCCAUUUUGAUACCAAAUUUCUCAUCUUGGUCCGAUGUCUCUACUCACUCUAGACCAAUACCUCUCCCAGUCCGUCCUCCCUUGCUUCCGGAGUCGAGAGGACGACGGCGACGAGGAGGAGCAGGGAAGAAGGAAGAGCAUGUACUUGUCUGACAAGCCUCGAUCGGUUGAUUACUACAAAGAAGACGGCCGCGGCAUGAUGAUCCAGGUCGCUGGCAAUGGCGGCCUGCCGCCGCCUCAGCAGCAGCCGCAGCAGCAGAUGAUUUUGGCCGACAGCAGCGGGGAGGACCACGAGGUGAAGGCGCCCAAGAAGCGGGCUGAGACCUGGGUCCAGGAGGAGACGCGGAGCCUUAUAAGCCUCCGGCGGGAGAUGGAUGCGCUGUUCAAUACCUCCAAGUCGAACAAGCACUUGUGGGAGCAGAUCUCGGCGAAGAUGAGGGACAAGGGAUUCGACCGGUCGCCGACCAUGUGCACGGACAAGUGGCGAAACCUGCUGAAGGAAUUCAAGAAGGCGAAGCACCAAGCGAAGGGGAGCGGGGCCGCGAAGAUGUCGUACUAUAAGGAGCUUGAUGAGAUGCUCAAGGAGAGGAGCAAGAACGCAGCUUAUAAGAGCCCCCCGGCCUCCAAGGUUGAUUCUUACCUGCAGUUUUCCGAUAAAGGUCUCGAUGAUGCUAACAUUUCAUAUGGGUCUGUGGAAGGGAAUGGUAGGUCAACACUCAAUGUGGACAGGCGUUUGGAUCAUGAGAGAAAUCCUCUUGCCAUAACAGCAGCUGAUGAAGUGGCAACUAAUGGUGUUCCCCCUUGGAGUUGGAGAGACACCCCUGCUAAUGGUGGUGAUAAUCGUACCUCAUAUGGUGGAAGGGUUAUUUCAAUCAAGUGGGGAGACUACACUAGAAAGAUAGGUAUUGAUGGCAGCACAGAGGCAAUAAAGGAUGCAAUCAAAUCAGCAUUUGGAAUAAGGACUAAAAGGGCAUUUUGGCUGGAGGAUGAAGAUGAGGUGGUUCGCAGCCUUGAUAGGGACAUGCCGCUGGGAACCUAUACUCUUCAUCUUGACGAUGGGUGAAAAUUGCAUGAAUUACGUACUGAUGGGAAAUAGUUUCUAUGGGAAACUUUUGCAACCAACUUCAAGAUUUAUCAUGAUGGGUGAACUAGCUAGGUGAACAUGGAGCAUUAUUGAUCCACCAAAAAAGAAAAAGAAAAAUCAGGUCUUGAUAUCUAAACCAUGCCAAUCUACAAAACCUCCUGAAAUGGCCUUUACAGGCUUUGAAUUCUAAUUGUUAUAUUACUAACGCUUGAAACAUGCAAAUGCAUAUAAUGUUUUGAUUAGUUUGUCCAUGGUGGAAAUUAUGUACCCAAACCUAUUAGAUUUCUCUAUUGUUGGUCAUUACUAAAUGAGGGUUUAUUGUUAUUGUUGAUCAAAUGCAGGCCACAUGAAUAUCAAUUUUAGGCAGGCUUUAAGAGAGAGAAAAAAGAUAUCAAAAAAGUGAGUGCAUUUAGACACUGAAACAAAUACUGAGGAGAAAAUUUGUAGAAGAGUGUACCCUGACCCCUUGACAGUCAUGGGAUUGGAAAGUAAAGGGUUAUGUUGAAAUCUGCACUGAAUAAUAAUGUAAAUUUAUCAUAUGGACUAGGAAAAUAAGCAAACUGGUUUUUGGAAAAAAUAAAAACAAAGCAGCAUUCUAAGGAUACUGACAUGAAAAUCGGAUUCUGGCACAUAGAUAGGCAUUUGACUUAGCCAGAAGAAAAAGAAAAGAAGAUACAGGUACAUGUAGGAAAGUAAAUAAAUUAUAUGUUUAUUUUUAAGAUAUCAUAUAAAAGAAAGCUUUAGAAGAUAUUAUUUUUUAAGAUCAUUAGUAUAUAUAUUUCUUAUCCAAAAUUUCCUGCAGUCAAGGGUAUGAAAAAACUAACAUUUCACAAAGUUAUUUUCAUUUCUUCAUUCGUGGUCAAUCUCUUAAAGAACAAAAGUUUACCUCUAGCAUCAUUAUGGUGGGUCAAAUUCAUUGUUGGAAAACCCCCUGCUCUAACCAUCAUUAAAGCUGAAAUCAGUGAAUUUGAUAAGUUUAUUAGUUAUGAGGUGUUCUUGAUUCCAAUACAUAUCCGACAAAAUCGUCAAGCUGAAUGUGAGUGUCCAUGCAACACAAGUAAAUGCAUUUUCUUCUAAUAAAGUUUAAAUAAAUAAAAGAGAUCAUCUCCUUUUAGUCACACCUAUGACAUGUAGGUCAAACUAGAAAUUAUUAUUUAUGGAUAUAAUUACAUUACAUAUAUUAAUAUUUUCUACGAACAUGCACACAAGCAGGUGCAUUAUAUUAUCAGAUAGCAGGUCAUACCAUCUCUUCCUCUCCUUGCUAAAGUUGGUAAGUUUUAUAAGAAAAAAGGCACCUACCUUAUUGAAGUAUAUGACUGCAGUCAUUUUUGGUACUCCCAUAAGUAGUAAAUAAUAUAUAUUAUUUAAAUACAUUAACAUAAAGGACACCAUUUCCUUGAGAAAAGAAUAGUCAUUUUGUCAAACAUGGAAAACUAUGGAUACUUAUUAUUUUCUGAAACUAAUCACUCCAUAUAUUCUCUUCAUUAUUUUCAAGAUCAUGAUAUUUAAAUUGCUUUCAUAUAUUCCCCUAUUUUUUAUUUUAUAUCGAUAAGUUUUUAUGUAUAUUUUUUGUUCUGAGAAGCUUUGCACAAGCCUAUAUGCUCGUGAUAUGUGCCCGUAUGUGUGUGCAUGCAUAUAUACACGGAAUCUCUAAUGUUCCAAAAACACAGUUAUUUGUCAUGACAUGGACCUGAGUGCAUGGCAGGUCAUGAAGUUCGUCCAUGAUAUUCAAUAGCUUGGGCAGUCCUAAACUUUUAUCAAAAGGAGUCAUUUGUUGUAUUACUACAAAAUUGUUCAUUUAAAUAUCACUUGAAAAAUGAGUAAUACACCUCAGAAAGUCUGAAUUUUAUUUUCUAGACAUUUAAGUUGGUAACACAAGCAAGCAAUUUGUAAGCAUAUUUUGUUGGCUCGAGAUCGGCUUAGUAGAAGUUCACUCAAAUAGUAAAGGAUUUGAGCUUGAUACUUACAUUUGUUGUGUUUGAUUAAUCAAGGUCAAAAUUCUAUGAAUAAAAAAACAAAAUAUAUAAUUUACUAUCUAUUUUAUUUAACAAAUAAUAUAUAAAGAAGAAUGUAUUUAAGCUGUUAGUGUGACAUAUAAUGGUGGAAUUAGCUCAAAGCAUGUGUAUGUAUGUAUGUAUGUAUGUACAUGUAAAGCCUAAGCGGGCCUUAGGUUCUCACAAAUCACUUAAAUAAGCUGUUCAACUCGAUUUUGGCUUGACCUGCACCGAGCUGAAGCUUGGAUUGCAAGCUGAGCUUAAGCAUGAUCUGCUUACUCAAUCUCAGCUCAUUUAUGCCUUUCUAGGUAUUUGAGCUAUUAUAGAUCAUGAUGAAUGGUGUGGAUCAUCGAUUUGGACAUCCCAUCGUGCAUGUUGGCUAGAGGGCGUACCUGAGUUAAUUAUGCUUUUUGGGCUUAAAAGCUUUUAGGAGUGUUUGCACAUGAUAUUGUGAGAGUUACAUUAAUAUCACAAGAUAUUUACUUACCCAGCACUGAAUUUCCUUCAUUUCCUUCCACUUCUCUAGAUGUCCUCUCUCCUUGGUCCUUCCUCAUUCUCCUCCCAUAGUACUCCUCUCCAUUUAUUACCCUACACCAAAGCCCAAACCUUAUCAAUGCAAUUUAGCAGGUAGGUCAUCCAUAUGGAGAAUCUAAAAUGUUGAUCAUGAUCUGAACAUUUAAUGCCUAAAAAGACGAUAAGCAUUUGUUUUGGAGGUAUCUUGUUGAAUAAUAGCAUGGUCAUAACAUUGAUGGCGACAACUUAGAAUUUGUUUUUUAAAUUGCAUUGUUGAUCCUGUAAUCCAAGAAUUCAAUAUCUUUGAUCUUGAUCUCCUAAAGUAAAAAUGGAAGCAAAUAGUCAUAUCUAGCCCUUUAAGAAGUUCCUUUUAUAGCUUUGUGGCUUCCAGAUAUAUGUAAGAAAUCUACAAAUCAUUGGAUUUUUGAUUUCAGAGUAUCUUAUCUGUUAUAGAUCAUGAUCAAUUGUAUGGAUGGAUUCUCAAUGUGAAUGGCACAUCAUGUGGCUUGAACUAAUGAGAUGCACACUCAAUUCCUGCUGCUAGAAAUAAUCUAGGGCAGCUCUUUUUACAAACAUAAUCAGAUCUGUCAGUUUUUUAUUCGAGUUCAUCUACAUCUACAAUGAUUAGCAUGAAAUAUAGAAAUUUGAUUGAGAACCCACUUUAAAUCUUGCACCUGCUACUAGUCCCUUCCCUCCGUCCUCCCUUUGUUGAUGUAACUGCUAAUCAUCUUCACUCCAUAUUCAUUGUGUACCCUACUUAAACUGUACGAGUGACAAGCUGUAUUAACCUUAUCACUUAAUCUCUUGUUAAUCACUGACCAGUACUCAAUUCAUCUACUCUAUUCCCACCUUCUCUCAGCCACACUAUUCUUGGGUUAGUGCUGAGCUUGUGAUUGACUUCCUCUUAGCUAUUUCCAUCUACUGCUAGCUUUUAUUUAUUCUCAUCGCUUACUUCAUGCCUUUGUCCCUUGUACCUAAAUUUGAUUGCUUACAGUGGAAGAAAGUGGUGAAGUGAUCAGUGAAGUGAUUAGAUGGCUGAGUAUCAUGGUUGAUAAAGGUGGUGGGGGAGGACUGAGGGGCAGACUUCCAAGGAUUACGAUGAAGAUGUUAAGGACUUCCACACUCAGGUAAUAAAUAGAUGUGGGCAGAUUUGGAGGGGACAUGAAUGGAAGGGCAAGAUGAUGAAAGUUGCAUGGCAGAGGGUUUGAACUCAAAUCAUCUAGUUCGACGAACAUACUCAUAGUUCCACCUGUUCAACAGAUGACAUGAGGGUAUUAUUGCUGCUUACCAAUUUGUUUCUACUUCUGUUUUAAGUAACCAGCUGCGUGGAACAAGCAAAACAUACACACGUGUGGGCGGGCGCGUUUGUGUUCAUGGGCAUGUGCAUGCAUGCACGUAUGCUUGCAUUUAUAAUUCUAUACAAUCAAAGGUGUUAGCUGCAGUGGUAUUAUGAAUGUGUAGGGGCACCCUGGUUUUCUUACCAAUGCAUUAAAUGCCACAAAUGCAAUGCAUUUAUCUCUGCAAGGUCAAUUGAGAAAUGGCAAUGCGCCCUCAUCUAUUCAAAUUCAUGUCAGUACAAUAGUGUCAAAAUGGUUAUUUUUGGGCAGUAUCUUUACUCAUGUAUCCUGCAGUCAUGAUCACCUGGAGAUGCUUGCAUCUUAUUAAUGCAGAGCUGUCAGUCAGCUGCACGUUCUCAAACUUGCUUUUGGCUAUUUAAUGCAAUGGCAAAGGUACAUUUGUCCAAAUUAUGGGGAUGAUUGCAUGUGAAAGUUUCAAUACGGAGCAUUUUGUCUGGAUGACUUUGUAAACUCUUCUAUGUUUUUUACAUCUAUGUUUUUUACAUGGUCUUUUGAAAAAUUACUGUUUCUCCGAUUAAUUUCUUCAUAUUCAAAUUUUUGGAACGACAAUUUAUCUUGUUUCAACAUAAAUUGGUAGUUUUCUGAUGUUUAUAUCCUGUUUUUUCUGAUUG